AUGUCACCACACGCCCACAUCGUCCCGACUGGGACGAAUAACUGGUGGAAGGAGGCCACAGUCUAUCAGGUCUACCCAGCAUCUUUCUUGGACUCUAAUGGAGAUGGCUGGGGUGAUAUCCCCGGUGUAGUGGAAAAGGUGCCCUAUCUUCAGGCACUCGGCAUUGAUGUGGUAUGGCUGUCUCCGAUGUAUGACUCGCCCAUGCAUGAUAUGGGCUAUGAUAUCUCCGAUUACGAGAAGGUGUUGCCUGCCUAUGGAACUGUGAAAGAUGUGGAAGAUCUCAUUGAGGCCUGCCACUCACGGGGCAUGAAGCUGAUUCUGGAUCUUGUCGUCAAUCACUCCAGCGAUGAACAUUCUUGGUUCAAAGAAAGCCGGAGUAGCAAGGACAAUGAAAAGCGCGACUGGUAUUUCUGGCGUCCUCCGCGUUACGACGAAGCUGGAAACAGGGUGCCACCGAGUAACUACCGGGGCUAUUUCGCAGGGAGUACUUGUAGGUGCCAGAUCUCAUGCGAUGAGAGAGUCGCUAAUGGUCAAGCAGGGACUUGGGAUGAGACAACACAAGAGUACUAUCUGCAUCUCUAUGCAAAAGAACAGCCAGAUCUCAACUGGGACAACAAAGCCACCCGCGAAGCUAUCUACAAUAGCGCGGUUCGGUUCUGGCUAGACAAGGGUGUCGAUGGUUUCCGGGUCGAUACUGUCAACAAAUAUAGCAAGCAUACAGACUUUCCCGACGCUCCAAUCACAGAUCCAAAGAGUGAUAUACAGCCAGCCAUCCAGAUGUGGUGCAACGGACCUCGAAUCCACGAGUUUUUACGUGAAAUGUACGACGAGUCUUUUGCCCCAUACGGUGACAUUAUGACAGUUGGCGAGUUGGCCAACACUCCCAACCCUGAGAAUGUCUUGGAAUAUGUCGGUGCGUCAGCUAAGGAGCUGAGCAUGGUCUUUCAUUUGGAUAUUGGACAUAUCGGCAUGGGACCCAGUCUGGAAGAGAAAUACAUCUUCCAUGCCUGGAAAUUGACAAAACUGAAGGCCAUAGUGGAGAAAUGGCAAUCUUUCAUUGAUGGAACAGAUGGCUGGACCACUGCAUUCUGCGAAAAUCACGACAAUGGUCGCUCUGUCUCUCGUUUUGGAUCUGAUGCACCCGAGUUCCGGGAGAUAUCUGCCAAAAUGCUGGCUCUCAUGAUGGUUACCAUGACUGGGACGCUGUUCAUCUACCAAGGCCAGGAGAUCGGUAUGAUCAAUGCUCCUCGCGACUGGUCGAUUGAUGAAUACAAGGAUAUUGAAGGGCUGGGGUACUAUCGGGAAGCAGAGCGGCGAAGUGGCAGUGAUCCCACACGCAAAGAUCAAAUCAUGGAUGGUUUGCGUAUUCUAGCUCGUGAUCAUUCUCGAUUACCUAUGCAGUGGGAUGACUCGAAUCAUGCUGGCUUCACCACUGGAAACCCAUGGAUGCGAGCUCAUGAUCUUUCGAAUGAGAUCAAUGUCAAAAAGCAAGAGAAUGACCCCUCUAGUGUGUUGUCCUUCUGGAAAGAUGUGUUGCUUUUGAGAAAAGAACAUCGGGAUUUGUUCAUUCAUGGCGCGUUCGAAGUGCUCGACUAUGAAAACCAGGAAACCUUCUGUUUUGUGAAAACAAGGGGUGAUAGACAUGCAUUGGUUGUUCUUAACUUCACUGCAGUAUCUCAACCAUUCACACAAGCCGAAAAAGCCAUUGGUAAAAGUUUGCUGGUGGGCAACUAUGAGAGAUCGUCUUUGGAGAUAUUGAAACCUUUUGAAGGCAGAGUGUAUGUUUGA
Molecule: messenger RNA, 1788 nt
Organism: Penicillium nucicola
Lineage: Eukaryota; Fungi; Ascomycota; Eurotiomycetes; Eurotiales; Aspergillaceae
Product: glycoside hydrolase family 13 protein
Exons: 2
Coding region: 1-1788 (595 amino acids)
Biological process (GO): oligosaccharide catabolic process
Molecular function (GO): alpha-amylase activity
Source: RefSeq, a predicted model, not a curated record